Oncorhynchus mykiss (rainbow trout) is the source of this 3815-nucleotide messenger RNA. RefSeq names its product prostaglandin E2 receptor EP2 subtype. Gene Ontology annotation, biological process: cellular response to prostaglandin E stimulus; adenylate cyclase-activating G protein-coupled receptor signaling pathway; inflammatory response. The record is from RefSeq and is a predicted model, not a curated record. Gene Ontology annotation, molecular function: prostaglandin E receptor activity. Gene Ontology annotation, cellular component: plasma membrane. NCBI's taxonomy places the organism in Eukaryota, Metazoa, Chordata, Actinopteri, Salmoniformes, Salmonidae.
CCUGCAUUACUUCGCUCAAACAGCUCAUUCGGAGAGAGGAACCCAUGGCUCACAGACGCAGAACAUCCGCGUUAUCCUUACCAAAGAAAAACAAACGCCGGCAAAACAUAGACCCUUAAAUCAUGUACGGAAUGACUACACAUAGGCUGGUUCAGACUUUUUUGGUCAUUUUUUUCUCUGGACAGGAAACAAUAUAGAAGUAGGGCAAAGGGUGCCUAUAUUUUGUGAAUCAAGACUUCGCCAGAGUUGUAAAUGUGUGUGAAGAAAAGGUGGAGAGAGAAAGCGCGCGGCUCCAUACUCAAUCAACUUGUAGCAUGAUCUCGCAUCACAAGCUCCGGAUCACAGCAAAGCAAAACAAAGGCACAAACUUUAUUUCAUAAGAGGAAUAGAAGUUGGCAUACUUCACUUUGUGCUUUUUAUUUUUGAAGUGCUGAAACAAAAGCACUAUUUUCUUCUCAGGAACAGUGAAUCGUUUUGGAAUCUCACCCAAUUAGCACUGAAGUCUUGGACGGAGGCAAAACUCUUUCUAUGGCAAACGACACCGAGAAGGACCCAUGCCACAGCAACCUGCACAUCGACAAUGGGAACCCGCGCAUCAGCGCGAUAAUGUUCUCUGCCGGAGUGAUAGGGAACUUGGCCGCUUUGAUCCUUCUGGAGAUCCGUCGCAGGAAGGACAAGAGCCGGCAGCGACUGUCGCUCUUCCACGUCCUGGUCACCACGCUGGUCGUCACUGACUUGAUGGGCACCUGUCUGGUCAGUCCUUUCGUCCUGGCAGCCUACUCCUUUAACACCACCAUUAUUUCUAUGAUUGACAGUAACCCUCCCGCAAUGUGUGAGUAUUUUGGAUUCUGUAUGACUUUUUUCAGCUUGGCCACGUUAUCUGUCCUCUUCGCAAUGGCGCUUGAGCGAUGCCUCUCCAUUGGGUGUCCAUACUUCUACGGGCGGCACGUCACCAAACGUUGUGGAUACAUCACCAUUCCAUUCAUCUAUUUAGUUUGCGGGGUGUUUUGCCUCAUGCCCUUUUUGGGUUUUGGGGACUACGUGCAGUAUUGCCCGGGGACGUGGUGCUUCAUUGACAUGAAUCCGUUAAUGCCGGAAGACCGAGUUUAUCCAGUCCUUUACGCAACCGUUAUGCUCAUCCUAGUCCUCGCUAUAGCGGCUUGUAACGCCUUUGUCGUAUACCACCUGGUUUUGAUGUACCGGAGGCGCAAACUAAACGGGGGAUCCGUGACAACUCGGAGUAAGAAGGACCGGAGAGUCCUCUCCAUGGCCGAAGAGGUCGAACAUCUUAUAGUACUGGUGUUCAUGACGGUGAUAUUCGUGAUUUGCUCCCUUCCUCUGGUGAUCCGUGUUUAUAUCAACUCCACGGGGCAGAGGAAGGAGAGCCACAAGAUGGACCUCAUCGCCCUCCUCUUUCUCUCAACCAACUCCAUCGUGGACCCCUGGGUGUUCAUCUUCCUCAGCCCAUCAGUGCUGCGCUUCUUCUGGGGAGCCCUGUGCAAGACGCCCCUCCUGCGGUCCAGGGAGUCUUUCUUCAAGUCCUCCCUGGGGAAGCAGACCCAUGCCCAGCUGGAGCUGUGCCAUCCCAGUGCUGUCUCAGAGUUCACCCACCCUCCGAUGUCCACGCAUAUGGUUUGACCCUUUGAUGUACUGGACCUAAUUGGGGCCUUGUAUGUUGUCUCUGAAGGGAGAAGCCACUCCGAAUAGUGCCACUGCCCAAAUGUGCUGCCUGCCUAGUGGUUUGGUUAUAUUGCAGGGAUGUGGGGUGUGUGUGUAGCUACUUAGGGGCAACUUUUGGACAAGUGGAGCGGCAACCUACACAUUCCUGCAAACGUAGGCUGCUGCUUGCUUGUUUUGGAACAAGCUCUGAGGCUCAUUUUGGAAGCCUCCGGAGGCCAGCAACAGACAUUUGACGGGCAGUUAGACUCCAACUCUGAGGAGAAUGGAGUUGCAGUACAGGGUCACGUUCUUAAAAGUACUACCCAUUAUUUGUUUUUACAGCCUGGACUCUCAGAUCAGAGGCCACUACAAGGACAGCAAACCAGGAUUCACAUCACUGAAGGAACUAAAUCAGAUAAGGACUGUUUAUUCUAUGUGAGUUGAUCAUGCUCCAGAUGCAUGCAUUGUUGCCACCGUGCCCUGUUACCACACCCUGGGACUCCCAGGGAAGUUUACAUGAAUUCUUUCUAUUGAGAUGUUCCUUCAGCCAUCAAAUGGAAUCCUUGUGAUUUUGGGAAUUGUUAUCAGAAAAGUCGGAGUCAUGCAUGUAAUCCAAGCAAGAUUCACACACUCCAAACCUAUGUUCAAAUACUAUUUAGGGUAUUUCAAAUACAUUUGGGUGUAAGCAUUUGGUCAUUUUAUUCCGAAAACACAAGUAGUUUAAUAUUGGAAUGUAUUUGGAAAUAACCUUGGAGAGUAUUUGCAUGUAUUUCGUAAAUAAAUAUUUAAAUACUACCAUGCAUUUCAACCAGGUCUGUUUGGUAUUUGAAAUAAUGUAGUUGGAAAUACUUUCAAAAUGUAGGCUAUUUAUAGUAGAAGUAGUUGAUUCGGGACACAUUAAAAUAUUAGUACGAUAUUUAUACUUUAUUUGAGUAAAAAGUACUAAAAUACGGUACACAGAAAAUAACAAAUAAUCAAAUACAUGUAUUUGAGCCCAGGCCUGACACACACAUACACUAUCCCCUCUCCCUGCAGCUAUGACCCGUUGACCUUUCCCCUGUCACCCCACUGUGUACUCACCUCAAACGGUCAAAGGGUAAUAGCUCGAGAGUGACAUUUCUUUUUGUAACAUGUUUUAUCAAACUAAUUAAUGUGGUUAUGUUAUGAGAAUUGUGCUAUGAGAGGAGGUUUCGUCUGUACCCUUAUGAGAUACCUCAGUGUUUUAUUUUAUUUCAUCUUUAUUUAACCAGGUAGGCCAGUUGAAAGGACAGCUUGAGUAUUUAUUAUGUGUCCCAGCCCUCAGAUCUCAUUGAUGUGUUAGUGUACCUGGUGACAAGGUACUCAUGAAUGUUCAGUGCGCAGUUGUAAAUGUGUCGUUCGUGUGUGUGUGUGUCAGUAAACCUUUUUAUGUGACGAAAGUAAAUGUUGUAUAAAAAAUGUCACGACAGGCCUGAUGGAAAAAGAAAAUUUGUUGGUAAACAUUUGAAAUGUCAACAAGACAAUAUGCCAGACAAUGUGGGAUUUUUUUGUGUCGAUAACAUUUAUUAUGCAUGAAAUGGCGGUGGAAACGCUUUUUUCAUUUCCAAUACAUAUCGAGGGUCUUAUUCUGGUGACAUGAUGAUUCAUGCUUGGCUGUCGUUUGACAAAUAAAAAUAAUCUUGCUAUUUUGUCCAUAAUAAUGUCAUAAUUUAGGCUAUAGCCGCACUGCAUCUGCGAGUGCGAGCUAUUAGCUAGUGUGCACGUGCCAAGACCAGAGUGGACACAUUCGCUAUAAAACGCAACUUUUUUUGUGACAAGACCAUCAGUAGAGUUGAAAAUGUGACGGAAACCCAUUUGACCUUUUAUUCGGGACAUGGGAAAACACAUUUAUCUGUAACAAGUCAAUUUGAUGGAAACAACUCUCUGGUGGGAAAAUGCGCAUGUUGUUUUCAUAUGGAUUUUAGAAUAUUUGCAUGAAAAUCUGUCGCCAAAUGGAUGGAAACCUAGCUAAUGUCAAAGAGAUGGCAAUGAAAAAAACAUGAUAACAGCAAGAAAUCCUACCUCUAAAGUUGAAGUCGGAAGUUUACAUACACCUUAGCCAAAUACAUAUAAACUCAGUUUUUCACAAUACCUGACAUUUAAUCCUAGUAAACAUUCCCUGUCUUAGGUCAGUUAGG